UUCUUAUCUGCUAGAAGUUGUGAAUAGUGACAACAACCAUGAAUUUGAUUCUGGCUUUCAUUUCAUUUCUUGGACUUUUCUGUGUUGCAUAUUGCAAAGACCAUCCACUUAGCCCGAUCAUAAGGAAGGUAAGAGCUGAAGAAAGUUUGAGUGAUGAAGAAAAGACACUUUUAGCGCGAUCAGACGAACGAGAUUUGCCACAAUCUUUACAGCGUCUUGUGAGAACUGCACUUACAGGGGAGCACCUUUGCUGCAGAAACACUCCCCUUCCCUUGGUUACCAAAUCUCGUCGUGUUGCCAGGCACCAUAUGGUAAACAAUAAAUUGGUUACAACUUAUGUUGCUGAGUACUACAAGGAAGUUGUUGAAGGCGCAUGUCCACAAGAACACAUAGUCUGCUGUAAUAUGUACAUAAUGGUGGCAUACAAGUGUGUCUAUCUUAAAGACCUGCACGAAGUUGCCCUCUCCUUACUCGGAUAGAGCUUAGCAACGAGAUUUCUUGUCAAAAAGAAAAUAAAAAUUUUCAUUGCUCAA
This is a messenger RNA of Magallana angulata, 533 nucleotides long. RefSeq lists its product as uncharacterized. The transcript has 4 exons. The coding region runs from base 39 to 479 and encodes 146 amino acids. Lineage: Eukaryota; Metazoa; Mollusca; Bivalvia; Ostreida; Ostreidae. The record is from RefSeq and is a predicted model, not a curated record.